AAAUUUAACCAAAUAAAAGUCAGAAGAAUGUUCUGUAGUUUAUUCAACUCGUUAAAUAAGUAAAUAAAAUCAUUUAACUGAUAAUUAUAGUUUUGGUGUCUUUCACUUUUAGCAGAAUAAUAUUAAACACACAUCUUCACUGUGUCUCGUGCACAUCAGCCUGAUGAUGAAUUUGUUUGAAGAAAAGUCAAAGUUGGACAUUAAGUGAAGAGAAGAAGUGAUUCAGUUCAUCACGUCAUCGUUCAGUUCAAAGCCUCAAAGAGUUCAGAGGUCAAAUCAAAGUCCGAGUCUCUUCUCAUGUCCGACUGAACUCCAGCCAUCAAACGCGCACUUCAUUAACACAUUAAUGGGCCGUCAGGUGGCUGAUGGUUCGAUGCUCCACACGGACUGUGUUUAAAACUGGACCCUGGAGGGUUCCGGAGCUCAGAGGCCUCACAGCAGCUCACUGAUCAUCAGUCAUGGAGGGAAGCAGAGUGUCGGACUUCAGCAUCGAGCGCAUCCUCUCCCCGCAGCUCGGACACAAGCCGCCGGUCAUGGAGGCCUCCCCGGACCUGUAUCUGCAGGGGUUCCCCGCCGGGCUCAGUCCAGACUCCGGGAGCUUCAGGCCUCCCACGAUGUCGGUACCAGGCUGCCUGCAGUACCGAGGAACGGGCUUCGGAGAGGCGUUUUACCCGUGUGGAGCCGGUUUCCAUCACGCAGACUUCAGCAGAGUUUACUCCAACUCCGGAGUUUACGUUCACUUCAGCAGCCAGGAGCCUGCAGAUGCUCAACAGUUGGUAGGUUACCAUGGUUACCACCAGGCCGGCGCGCAGCCACAGCAGCGUCAGAGGUCCCGGAUGAGGACGGUCUUCACCGACGGCCAGACGAAGCGGCUGGAGGCGCUGUUCGAGCUCACCGACUACCCGACGGUGGAGGCGCGGGCCGACGUGGCGAGGAGCACCGGGCUGAGCGAGGAGACCGUCAGGGUGUGGUUUAAGAACCGCAGAGCCCGGAGGAAGCGGCAGCGCAGCGGGUCUCAGGUCAAAUCCCCGUCCCCUCCCCGCGGCGCUGGAGCAGAGAAGACGCUCCUCACCACCUUCCUCUGAACGCGGCUGACGGUCCUGCUGCUGUGUAGAGACAAACUGACCUGCUCGAGGGCACCUCGGCAGGGUGGAAGCUGCUCUGACGUGACUGCUGCUGAGCCAACAUUACAUUUUAUAACUGUGACGAUGCGUUCAGAGGCUGCUGGGAAAGUCCGAGACUUCCGGCUGUCCUGCAGUUUAUUAUCUACUCAGUGAAUUAUUGUUUUCUAGUUUUAAAUUAUUUUGAAUUUUUAUGUAAUUUAUUGAAUCAGUGUUUUAAAUAUAGGCUGCUGUGUGUAGGUCUGAAACACAGACACGAGUUUGUAACUUCGAGUGGUUUCUUUAUGAAAUAAAUGCAGUUGUGAUGUGAAUUCA
Acanthopagrus latus (yellowfin seabream) is the source of this 1436-nucleotide messenger RNA. It is a transcript of the gene dharma, whose product is annotated as dharma. The record is from RefSeq and is a predicted model, not a curated record. NCBI's taxonomy places the organism in Eukaryota, Metazoa, Chordata, Actinopteri, Spariformes, Sparidae. The transcript is spliced from 3 exons. Bases 459 to 1085 code for a protein of 208 amino acids. Gene Ontology annotation, cellular component: nucleus. Gene Ontology annotation, biological process: regulation of transcription by RNA polymerase II. Gene Ontology annotation, molecular function: DNA-binding transcription factor activity, RNA polymerase II-specific; RNA polymerase II cis-regulatory region sequence-specific DNA binding.